AUGAGUCUAAACCUCAUCUGGUUCUGGACAGUACUCACUUUUCUGUUUCUGUUUCUGCUAAUGACCAAUUCAGAAUCAGAAAAUGUCAGAAAAGCCCUUGUCACCUUCAUGCAUAAACUUGAACCACCUCAUCAGGAUUCCACAUGGGGUUGGAACCUCACAUCAGAUCCUUGCACUCAUAACUGGCACGGCGUAGCUUGCUACACAAACAACCAAUACAUUAAAAGCAUAGUUCUUGAAAAACUUAACUUCACCGGUGUUCUAGACGCGACUUCUCUUUGCAUUGCUAGCAAUCUUCAAUUCCUCAGCCUCAACAACAAUUACUUACAUGGUUUUAUACCAGAGGAUAUAAAAAACUGCAAGUUCUUGACACACUUGCUUCUUAGUGGUAACAAAUUCUCUGGCAAUCUUCCUCUUUCCAUUCCUCAACUACGGAACCUGAAGCGCCUUCAUGUUUCCGACAAUCACUUCAUCGGAAAUCUUCCGAAUAUGGUUAAUGUUACAAGCUUGAUAUCCUUUCUAGCUCAAAACAACGCCUUCACUGGUCAGAUUCCUGAUUUUGAUUUCUCAAACUUUGAAGCUUUUGAUGUCUCUAACAACAAUUUGAGCGGUCCUGUUCCUGAUGUUAAAGGUAUAUUUAGUGCAGAUAGUUUUUAUGGUAAUCAUAAUUUAUGUGGAAAACCAAUUUCAAACUCUUCAUGUCCACCACCACCUCCUCCUCCUACUCAAACUGUUAAGAAAGACAAAAAUAAAAAUGCAUUUCUAGAUGACUUGCCAAUUUAUUCAGGUUACAUAGUUCUUGGUAUAAUUUUCAUUUUUUUCUUGAUAUUCAAGUUGUUAAGAAAAUUCAGGACCAAAGACAAAGAAAAAGUAUUAAACCAUGUUGAAAAGAAGGACAUGUCACAAGACACUAGUUUUGUUGUUGGUGGUGAAAAGCUUAGUGAGAUAUUGAAUUCCAAUGGAUCAAAGAGUUGGUUUAAUGGCCUAGGGAUUAAAUCGGAAUAUUCUAUGACCUCUAUGGAAAGCGGAGUGACUACAUCAGGUCUUGUUCUUCUUUCAAGUAGAAAGCUUAGGGGAUUGCAGUUCGAGGAUUUGUUAAGUGCUCCCGCUGAAUUGAUUAGGAGAGGAAAACACGGAAGCCUCUACAAGGUUAUGCUAGAUUAUGGGGUGCUUUUGGCUGUUAAGAGGAUCAAGGAUUGGGGAAUCUCAAAGCAUGAUUUUGAGAGAAGGAUGAACUUGAUAACUCAAGUGAAGCAUCCUCUUGUAAUGUCACCUGUUGCGUACUAUUGCUCUCAGCAAGAGAAGCUUCUGGCUUAUGAAUAUCUUCCAAAUGGUAGCCUCUUCAUGUUGCUCUAUGGAUCUCAAAGUGGACACUCUCUUGACUGGAGGAGCAGACUAGAUGUUGCUGUAAAGAUAGCUGAAGCUUUGGCCUAUAUGCAUUUGGAGCUUGGUGAGAGUGGAAUAGCACAUGGUAACUUAAAAUCUAGUAACAUUCUGUUUAACAAGAAUAUGGAUCCGCAAAUAAGCGAAUAUGGCCUAAUGGUGGCUGAAAACCAAGGAGUCAUUUCUCAUCAUAGAAAAAGCCUCAGAAACAGAAAUAUGUCUCCAGCGGCCACCUUCAGAGCUGAUAUAUAUGCAUUUGGUGUCAUACUUCUCGAACUCCUGACGGGGAAGGUAGUUAAAAAUGAUGGAUUUGAUCUAGUUAAAUGGGUGAAUUCAGUGAUCAGUGAGGAAUGGACGGCAGAAGUUUUUGACCGGUCCUUAAUCUCACAAGGUGCUUCGGAAGAGAGGAUGGUGAACUUGUUGCAGGUGGCAUUGAAAUGCAUAAAUCCUUCUCCAAAUGAUAGGCUAAAUAUGAGUCAAGUGGCACUCAUCACAAAUGCGUUGAAAGACGAAGACGACAAAUCCAUAUCUUUUGACACAUGA
Messenger RNA from Lathyrus sativus (Indian pea), 1926 nucleotides. The record is from the annotation of a GenBank genome assembly. Lineage: Eukaryota; Viridiplantae; Streptophyta; Magnoliopsida; Fabales; Fabaceae.